AUAUGAUUUUGACAAUCAAGUUACAAACAUAUAUGUUCAUAUUGCAUCAGUUAUUCAGACAAAAUGUUUAUUUUUCAAACAAUUUCCAAACCACAAUUAAUUAUUCAAACUCAACGUGCGUUUAAUAGUUUUUCCGCAAUCAGAAGCAAUAAUUUACUAAACAAACUUAAAACCGCCAAUUUGCAGAAACGUGCGUUAUGGGGUUACGUAGCGAUUGCGUUCAACAAAGUUGACAGUGAACGGCUAUCCAAAGUUGGACCGGAUCGACUGUGCGCAGAAUGGAUGCUGAAAAAUGGUGGUGCAGUUGGAUUAGUAGGCAUGCAAAAUAGAGUGCUUAAGGACUAUAAUAGCCUACCACCAGAGUCGGUAAAAUUCAAUUUGCAAGUCAUUGAUGCCACAAAUGCAUCCAUUAUGAAGAUGGGACUUGAUCAUUUUGCCGGUUGUCGCCAUAUAGAUACUGUUGUAUUUCACAACUGUAAACAUCUGGAAGAUGGAGGUCUUGCAGGUCUAGUACAUUUAAAGAGCACACUUAAAAGACUACAAAUUUCCGGUUGCUAUAAUCUGAGAGAUAGUUGCUUUGAUGUAGUGGCACAGUUGAGCGCACUAGAACAGUUACGUUUGUUCGAUUUGAUAUACGUGAAGGAUAUACAAGGUGUGGCUACUAAACUACGACAAGCGCUACCAAAUUGCAAAAUUGAAGUGAGAACAUCACAAUAGAUCGUUUUUCAAAAAGUUCAACACUUGAAAAUGUACAUAGUACUACAUACAUUUAAUAGUUUGAGAAAUAAAAUUGUCUUAAACAUUAUGUUUGAAAAAAUUGAAUAUUUUCCAGUAUAUUUACUGCACUUACUCUCACAAUUUGUGUAAAUAAUUAUCUUUCUGAGGACUAAACGUCAAUAAGGAUAUACUU
Messenger RNA from Zeugodacus cucurbitae (melon fly), 910 nucleotides. RefSeq names its product ATP synthase subunit s, mitochondrial. Bases 64 to 717 code for a protein of 217 amino acids. The record is from RefSeq and is a predicted model, not a curated record. The transcript has a single exon. NCBI's taxonomy places the organism in Eukaryota, Metazoa, Arthropoda, Insecta, Diptera, Tephritidae.